AGAUGACCGCGGCAUCGGUUUAUGUUCUCUUCGCUUUACUUCUCAGCCUCGCCAGUAGCCGGGUAAAUGGUACCAAUACCACUAGAUCCUUCACGAAUCCCAUAUUUGACACCGGCGCAGACCCGUAAGGACAUUCUCAUCAGUCAUUAAUUCGACUCCUGUCUACAGACUAACGUCUUCUCAAUCUACUAACGUCUACCAAGAUGGGUGAUUCGACACGAUGAUUAUUACUACAUGACUUACACUACCAAUGACAACAUCACCCUACUCCGAAGUCGGGGACUCACAGACUGGAAGAACGCCGAUGCAAAGCUUCUCUUCAAACCUCCCGAAGGCCUGAAUUAUUCGACCGACUUGUGGGCCCCAGAAAUCCACCAGAUCGAUGGCAGGUGGUAUGUCAUCUUUACGGCAGAUCCCAAUGGGGACUCGCCACCGCCUGAAGUCGACAUGUAUUGCGACAUGAAUUGUCCUGCCGUAUUUCAUAGAAUGUAUGUGUUAGAGGGCUCCGGGUCCGAUCCUUGGGCUGCAGACUUCGCUCUCAAGAGCCAGCUGAACACGUACGAUCAAUUUGCAAUUGAUGGCACCUACUUCCAGCACUCUACGGGUCUCUAUCAUAUCUACAGCUGUUGGUAUCAUCAAUAUGAUGCUUGGCCGGCCAAUUUGUGUAUCACAAAGAUGUCCAAUCCAUGGACAGUGAGCUCCAAUUUUUCGGAGAGGCAAAUCAUCAGCGUGCCAUCUAACCCCUGGGAGAAAACGCCCUAUGGAAGGCCCUUCAAUAAUCGCUUGGCUUCCAAUGAAGGGCCAGAGCAACUCACUAAUCCCAAGACCGGCCAAACCUUUGUUAUCUACUCUGCAGCCCGCUCCGACAAUAGGAACUACUGUCUGGGGCAACUCGAGCUGAUUGGUGACGAUCCAAUGAAUGUGCAAGACUGGAAGAAGCAUAAUGAGGGCUGCGUUUUCUAUCAAAACGCCCUCGAAGGUGCCUAUGGCAUCGUCUAUCACGGGAUGCAGGAUCCCACGAACGGGUGGUCUGCGAGAACAAUUCGAGCACAGAAGUUCUCUUGGAACGCGGAUGGCUCUCCUCAAUUCCCACGACCAGGCUAUGGUCCCUACGCCUUGCCAUCAGGCCAGAAUUGA
Molecule: messenger RNA, 1137 nt
Organism: Mytilinidion resinicola
Lineage: Eukaryota; Fungi; Ascomycota; Dothideomycetes; Mytilinidiales; Mytilinidiaceae
Product: putative xylan 1,4-beta-Xylosidase
Exons: 5
Coding region: 235-1137 (300 amino acids)
Biological process (GO): carbohydrate metabolic process
Molecular function (GO): hydrolase activity, hydrolyzing O-glycosyl compounds
Source: RefSeq, a predicted model, not a curated record